CUAAACCCACCCCAAAAAGAACAAUAACGGUUGGAAAAAAUCAAGAAUGAGAGAGCUUGUCAUUCUGAGCUCAUCCUCCAUUGUUACUCCUCCAAAUCCAUCUUCCUCUUCUACUCCUCACCACCAUUCUCCAAAACCUAGAGCCAAAUCCUCACCUCACAAUCUUUUCCCUGCCCCUUCCAAAUCAAUAUCUACCGUCCAUUCCCGCUCUCCUCCUCUCUCCAGCGCUCGAGAGGACCUCUCCCGCCACAAGUCUCUCCUCAACUACUACCUCGACCUAGCUUCUAAGCUUGCCGAGGAUGGCCGCCUUCAUGACUUCUCUAUAAUUGCAGAGUCCGUUAUUGCUUCAGGUGUUGAGGCUUCACAGUUUGUUGCUGGACUUAAUGUGGUUUCUUUGGCCAAGGGAAUUUCAAAGAAUCUUGGAGAGGGAAAUGUAGAGAGUGUUGAUGAGGUUUUGAGGAGAGUUGAGAAGUCGGGAAUUCCUCCGUCGAAGCUUUUUGAUGGGGUGGCUAUGGAAUUGCUUAGAACAGAGUGUGUACGGAUUGUGAAUAGUGGUAACCUGGAAGAAAUCGUUGGUUUAAUGGAGAUUCUUGCUGGCUUUGGAUUCUGCAUCAGAGAACUAGUGGAGCCAUCUCAAGUUAUUAAAAUCUGUAUUCAUAAACGUAAUCCACAGAUGGCAGUGAGGUAUGCAAGUCUCUUUCCACAUGAAGGUAUAUUAUAUUGUACCAUCAUAAAUAAAUUUGGGAAAAGAGGGGACUUGGAUUCUGCUUUGGCAGCAUACGAAGCAUCUAAGGAGCACUCAAGUGUUCCUAAUAUGUAUGUUUGUCGUGCAACAAUUGAUGUUUGUGGUCUCUGUGGCGACUAUAUGAAAUCCAGGUAUAUUUAUGAGGACAUUUGCAAGCAGAAGGUCAUCCCAAAUAUCUAUGUUUUCAACAGUCUCAUGAAUGUGAACGCCCGUGAUUUGGGUUACACAUGGCAUGUAUACAAGAGCAUGCAAGAUCUCGGCGUAACAGCAGAUAUGACAUCUUACAACAUCCUUUUGAAGGCAUGCUCUUUUUCCAGAAGAGUGGACUUGGCCCAAGACAUUUAUCGAGAAGUGAAGCAGUUGGAAUCAGCAGGACUUUUGAAGUUGGAUGUCUUCACAUACUGCACCAUCAUUAAGAUCUUUGCUGACACAAAAUUAUGGCAAAUGGCAUUAAAAAUUAAAGAAGAUAUGCUAUCAUCCGAUGUUACUCCUAAUACAUUUACAUGGUCAUCACUGAUCAGUGCCUGUGCCAAUGUGGGUCUUGUAGAGCAGGCAAUUAAAUUAUUUGAAGAGAUGCUUUUAGUUGGCUGUGAACCAAAUUCACAGUGUUGCAACAUCCUUUUACAUGCUUGUGUAGAGGCUUGCCAGUAUGAUAGAGCUUUUCGGCUUUUCCAGACCUGGAAAGGAAGUGAAGUCCAGGAUAGUACCGUUGGAGAUCGAAAUGGCACUAGCAAUAGUACAAAUACAGGGCAUGCAGACAAAGAUAAUAUAACUACUGUGCAAAAACUAGCAUCUAAUUCACAUUAUUUAACCUUUAUUAAGAAACUUCCCUUCACGCCCUCAUCAACAACAUAUAAUAUAUUAAUGAAAGCAUGUGGCAGUGAUUACCGCCGUGCAAAGACCUUGAUGGAUGAGAUGAAGAGAAUGGGCCUUUCUCCCAAUCAUAUAAGCUGGUCAAUAUUGAUUGAUAUAUGUGGAAGUUCAGGCAAUGUGGAGGGUGCCAUACAGAUUUUGAAGGACAUGCGCAUGGCUGGAAUAGAACCUGAUGUCGUUGCAUAUACAACAGCUAUUAAGGUUUCUGUGGAAAGUAAAGAUUUGAAGCUGGCAUACUCAUUAUUUGCGGAAAUGAAAAGACACCAAAUAAAACCAAAUUUGGUCACAUACGACACAUUGCUAAGAGCUCGAACCAGAUAUGGUUCCUUAAAGGAAGUACAACAAUGCUUGGCUAUAUAUCAGGAUAUGAGGAGAGCAGGGUACAGAUCCAACGAUUACUAUCUUAAGCUACUAAUAGAGGAAUGGUGUGAAGGAGUAAUACGAGAUAAUGAUCAGACCCAGGACCAGGUUCAAUCUCACAAAAGAACCAACUUUGGGAGACCCCACAGUCUUCUUCUUGAGAAAGUUGCAGCACACUUGCAGAACAAUGCUGCUGAAAGCAUAUCAGUUGACCUGCAGGGCCUGACAAAGCUUGAAGCUCGGAUUGUGGUUCUUGCAGUUCUCCGAAUGAUCAAAGAGAAUUUCACUUCAGGACAUUCAGUAAAAGAUGACAUGUGGAUAACCUUAGGAGUCGAUAAAGUAAGUAUGCUUCCUGCCACAGGGAAGUCAGAGGUGAAAGAUGCAAUCUUUGAACUUCUGCAGAAUGAAUUAGGGCUUGAGGUACUGAUUGCAGUUCCUAGAUUUAUGGUUAACCUAGAGAUGGAUUUGGAAAACCCUCUUGAUUCAGAUUCAAAAUGGCUAAAAAGUUUUGAAAGAGAUAGGAAGAUGGUGUCUUCCCCUCGGCGACCUAUAGCCGUACAGAGGUUGAAGGUCACAAGGAAUUCAUUGCAUGAUUGGCUGCAUAGACGAGCAGGUGCUAUUAGAAGGUGAUUAUUGUUUCUGUACAAAUGCAAUAUUUGUAUAUUAUUUGUACAUGUACUCUUUUUUUUUUACCAGUCUGUGAUUCAUUCAAGCAGCAGGCCACAAUGCUAUGCCUAUGAUACAAGAUAAAAUGUAACUUACAGAAUAUAUUGUAAUAAAAGAGCUAUUUCCCAUCUA
Molecule: messenger RNA, 2776 nt
Organism: Jatropha curcas
Lineage: Eukaryota; Viridiplantae; Streptophyta; Magnoliopsida; Malpighiales; Euphorbiaceae
Product: Tetratricopeptide repeat (TPR)-like superfamily protein
Molecular function (GO): protein binding
Source: RefSeq, a predicted model, not a curated record